GACCUCAACUGGUACCUGUAUUCUAGCUUUGAGCACUGCGGCCCGACCAGCAGCUCACCAUGUUCCUGGCGCGUCUGACUUCACAGCUGGUCAGGACUGUUUUCUGGGCAGGUUUCAGUAGUUCCUGGCCUGGCUCCGGGGUGAUUGACAGCCAUGCUUUUCUACCCCUUUACAAUUUGCAGCCUGCAAGCCCAAGUUGGGCUGCCUCCCUCCCAGGUAAGAAGGCCCAGUUGGAGCUUGAGGAGUUCCUGGUCCCCAGGAAGAUGGCCAUCAGUCCUCUAGAGAGCUGGCUGACUGUUCAAUACCUAUUGCCCAGACUGAAUGUUGAGGUCCCAACGACUCUGGCUCCCUCCCAAUUCUACAAAUGUCCACCUAGCCAGGGGGAGGAGAAAGCCAAGCAGGGAGUCAGGGAAGUCUGGGAUGCCACUCCAGUGCAGUGCAAAAAUGUGCUGAAGAUCCGAAGAUGGAAGAUAAACCACCACAAGUACCGUAAACUGAUCAAGAGGACACGGUUUUUAUGUCGUAAAGGCCUGGAAGGACGUCUGAAAAAGAAGCAGAUCAAGUCUGAGAAAGACUUGAAGCCCAUCUGGCUGAUGGCUGGUCUGAAGGAAGCCCCUGAGGGCUGGCAGACCUGAAGAUCUACAUGAAGAACAAAUAAGUCUGGGUUCCUGUGCCUCUGGCUCUUUCUCGCUCCUGACCCAUUACAAUAAACGUUGGAAGGACUCAAUUAUUCUUAAAAAAAAAAAAAAAAAAAAAAAAAAAAAAGAA
Messenger RNA from Arvicanthis niloticus (Nile rat), 768 nucleotides. NCBI's taxonomy places the organism in Eukaryota, Metazoa, Chordata, Mammalia, Rodentia, Muridae. The record is from RefSeq and is a predicted model, not a curated record.